AUGCUUGACGUCGAGGACAACAAGGUUCUCCAUGUUGAAACCGUCCAGAGCAAUGAAACGGGUGGCAGCUACCACAUGGAGUUGGAGGGCCUUAGAAGGUCUCUAGACAUUUUCGAGGCCCACUCUCUCGUAGUGGCAGUGCUUGUGACAGACAGGCACCCCCAGCUGAGUGCUUGCUUGGAAAGGGAUCACCCGGACAUCUGCCACCUCUUUGACUGCUGGCUCGUUACAAAAGCCAUCAAGAAGAAGCUGGUUGCAGCUGGGAAGUCGCGGCAUUCCGAGGACCUCAGCAGCUGGACCAAGUCGGUGGUGAACCACCUGUACUGGUCUGCAGGCUCAAGUGCUAAGGACCAAGACCUGAUCCUGCCCAAGUGGUGCUCCCUGGUGGCUCAUGUGGCAAAUGUCCACACACACCUGGACCCUCUCUUUCCGGAGUGCCAGCACAAAGAGCUCAACAAGAAGUGGCUACUGGAAGGUUCUCCCGCACACCAGAAACUUAAGGAGAUUGUGUUGUCAAAGCACCUUCUGCGGGACAUUCCCAGCCUCUCACCAUCAGCACAAACGUUUGCCACGGAGUGCUUUCAUAGCACUUUGUUGAACUUCGCACGAAAGCUGGUGCACUUUGGGUUCCGGAGCACGACGGCAAGGACCUACCUGGCAGCCUUGCACUACAAUGAAAAUGCAGCGAGGCUUCAGGCGACAACGAAAGAAGACGAAAAAAGAUGGGCGGUGAAGUAUCCGAAAGCAAGGAAGGAGGCCGUUGCUGCUAAGCUCAAGGGACCCUGCACCUAUGAGUAUGUGGGGGAGCUGAUGGAUGCUGUGCUUGACAUCUCCACCGUCAUGCCCUCGUACAAGGCCGCUGCAGCUCACUACUGCCGGGACGCUCCUCCCUUUCUCUCCAGUGCCUAUGAGCGUGCGGACAAACGAGCACUGGCAGAGAACCACUAUUCGAGGUUCAAUUCCUAGGUGGUUGGUGUCGUAGCCGUGGAUGAAAAACCCUUGACUCUCGGUGUGGCUCUGUGUGAUAGGAGAGCCAGGUUUAUGUCCCUCGAGUUCUUCAGGAGUCGUUUCGCUCUCUGGACUG
Molecule: messenger RNA, 1084 nt
Organism: Ixodes scapularis (black-legged tick)
Lineage: Eukaryota; Metazoa; Arthropoda; Arachnida; Ixodida; Ixodidae
Exons: 6
Coding region: 1-966 (321 amino acids)
Source: RefSeq, a predicted model, not a curated record